Molecule: messenger RNA, 2281 nt
Organism: Harmonia axyridis
Lineage: Eukaryota; Metazoa; Arthropoda; Insecta; Coleoptera; Coccinellidae
Product: kinesin-like protein subito
Exons: 6
Coding region: 176-2215 (679 amino acids)
Biological process (GO): microtubule-based movement
Cellular component (GO): nucleus; kinesin complex; microtubule
Molecular function (GO): microtubule motor activity; ATP binding; microtubule binding
Source: RefSeq, a predicted model, not a curated record
ACAAAUAAAUUUGUGGUGCAGUGACGUCACUUCCUCAUCCAACGUUUAUUUUCAACAAGACUUUUCAAAUUUAACAGCAUAAUAAUUGUUGACUUUUUCAAUUUUCCUUCCUAGUUGUAUAUGAACUUUUCAUACAAUCAUUGUGGUUAUUUGAUUGAAUGUGAUAUGUAUAAAAAUGAGAUUCACAACAUUGAAAGCUCUUGAUUCAAGCGUUCUUGCUGGCCAACUGAUAAAUGUUGAUGAAGAGAUAGACUCGUUUUCAGACGAUGACCAUCUCCAUAUCUAUUUGAGAAUAAAGGAUGGCAUUCAAGAGUUCAAAGAUUUAUACAAAGUUCCAGACCCCCAAACAAUUAUUUCCAAAAUCCCAGAGGGGACAAGGAACACAAAAGAUGAUAUUAUCAUGAAGAAAUAUAAUUUCACAAAAAUAUUUGAACCCAAAACAACCCAGGCCGAAAUAUUCAGUGAACUGGUUAAACCAAAGCUACUGAAAUUUAUUAAUGGUCAAAAUUCCACACUUCUGACUUAUGGUGUUUCAAGCUCUGGCAAAACGUAUACCAUUGUUGGAACAGCUGAAAUGCCUGGUUUAUUACCUCGGUCCUUAGAAUAUAUCUUUAGUUCACUUCCUGAUAUAAAAGAAGCGCCUAUAUACAAACCUGUUCCUUAUGGCAAGAUCAUAAGAUUAACAGAGGAUGAGAUUAUCAAAGAAAGACAAUUUAAAGAGGAAAUUUUAAAUUUCAAAUGGUCAAAUAGUGCCAAAUGUGAACACAUCAAUACCUAUGAAGGUAUGAAGAAUCGCCUGAGUGGAUUCCCAGGAGCUACAUUAGCUGACAAUUGCCCAUCUUUAUCCGUCAGUCUGUGGGUCUCCUUCGCCGAAAUUUAUAAUGAGCACAUUUACGAUCUACUCCAAACGAAAGAAAUGAAGAAGGAAAAGCUGAAAUUGGGCUGUGCCAAUGGUAAAACCUACGUGAAGAAUCUCACAAUCGUGCAUGUCACUUCGGGCUUGGAAGCGUACCAAGUUCUCCAGUACGGCUUACACCAUCUCAACUAUGCCAAAACGAACAUCAAUAGUCAUUCAAGCAGGUCGCAUUCGAUAUUCACGAUAUGGCUAACUCAGACAGGGAAGGACUUUGAAGAGGAGAGCCAUAUCAGCCAUUUCAAUUUUUGUGAUUUAGCGGGGGCCGAACGUUCUAAGAAAACUUUGAAUGUCGGAGAUAGAUUGAAGGAAUCUAAUAACAUCAAUACUUCGUUGUUGGUCUUGGGCAGGUGCAUAGCAGCCGUGAGGAAAGCCCAGCAAUAUUCCAAACAGAACAUCAUUCCGUUCAGAGAAUCAAAAUUGACUCAGUUAUUCCAAAAUGCACUGUCUGGGCUAGAGGACAUAUGUAUGAUAGUCAAUAUUAACCCCUGCAAAGAACUUUGGGAAGAAACCCAACACGUUUUGAACUUUUCCGCAAUCGCCAAAGACAUUGUGGUCAGUAAACCCCCAUCGGUGCCUGUUAGGAGGAGCGAAAGGAUUACCCAACUUCUGAGCCAAAGAUUAGAUACCGCUAUAGGAACUGAGAAAGAGAAUCGAUUGGAGAAGCUGAAGAAUGAAUUAGCUGAAAUUGUCGAACAACUGGAGAUGGAGGAUAUGAACCAAAUGAAAGAAAUCGAAUUGAUGAGGAAUGAAAUUAUAUCGGAAUAUAAUCAAAUACAGGAAGACCGGAAAGAAGAGAUGGAGUAUGAAAUUUUGGCACUGAGAAAAGGACUGAUGGAAGAUAAUGAAAGGAAAUUACAGGCAAUUAAGUCAGAAAUCAUGCAGAGGUAUGGCCUCUCAGAAGAUGAACCAGAUGAGUCCUCAAGUGAAGAAGUCAUAAAUGUGAGUUCGGAUGAAGAAUCAGAUUCCGAUCCUUAUAAAGUUGAGACCGUCAAUCUUGUCAGUUCUGAUGAAGAGAUGGAAGAAGAAGAAGAAGAGGAAGAAGAAAUAGAUAAAUGGAGGAGGAAAGUACGUACACAAGAAGACCAGAUUGCGGAGCGUCAAAAAACCAUAUUUGACCUCAGAAAGAGGAUUGACGAAUUGAAAUUGAAAAUUAAUACAAAGGCAAGUGAGAAAAGUUUUGAGGAGAAAGACUUUGAGGAGGAAGAUUUUGAGAAGAAAGAUGUUGAGGAGUCUCAAGAAUUGGAUGGGAGCGUGAGGAAGAAACGUUGUUCUCUUCCAAACCAGAUCUUUACAAAUUGAUUGCCUUAUUUUAAUUGAUUCGUUUCUACUGUGUAUUUUGUCAUGUAAAUAAAUUGUUUUUUGUUA